AUGAGAGUUUCACCACAAAAUUCAGAAACCGAGAGCACCUCAAAUUCAUCACCAUCUACAACAACCUCAAUUCAAGACCAAGGUUCCAACAGCAACAACCUUAAACGCAACCGCGACUCCAACAAACACCCCGUCUACCGAGGCGUUCGCAUGAGAAAUUGGGGAAAAUGGGUGUCCGAAAUCCGCGAGCCUCGCAAGAAAUCGCGGAUUUGGCUAGGCACUUUCCCCACAGCCGAAAUGGCCGCCAGAGCACACGACGCUGCAGCUAUAUGCGUUAAAGGAAAAUCCGCCAUUCUCAAUUUCCCCCACCUUGCAGACCUUCUCCCAAAACCCGCUUCUUUAGCCCCGCGCGACGUUCAGGCCGCGGCGGCUAAAGCAGCCCAAAUGACCAACAGUUUGGAACCACAAUCAUCAUCUUCCUCACUCUCAUCAUCGGCAUCGUCGUCUUCAACGACAACGAUGUCAUUGUCGACAAGUCUGUCAAUGAAGACAAAUACAUCAUUGUCUUCGUCAACAGACUUAUCGACAACAUCUGACGAACUCAGCGAGAUAAUCGAGCUACCUACUUUGAAAAACAGUUAUGAUGAUAUUGGAAAAGAGGAGUUUCUCUUAGACUACACAUGGAUGUAUCAACAACCAAUAACAUGGCUACAAACACCGCAAGAAAACGGUUGUUCUGGUGGUGGUGAGGAAUACGAUGAUGGAUUUGGAAACAAUAACAGCGUUGUAACUAAUUUCGAGAGUUUUCUCUGGAAUUACUAG
Lathyrus sativus (Indian pea) is the source of this 762-nucleotide messenger RNA. The record is from the annotation of a GenBank genome assembly. Lineage: Eukaryota; Viridiplantae; Streptophyta; Magnoliopsida; Fabales; Fabaceae.